Messenger RNA from Thyridium curvatum, 1740 nucleotides. RefSeq lists its product as uncharacterized. Gene Ontology annotation, cellular component: SAGA-type complex; nucleus. The transcript has a single exon. Gene Ontology annotation, biological process: chromatin remodeling; regulation of transcription by RNA polymerase II. Gene Ontology annotation, molecular function: chromatin binding; protein binding; zinc ion binding. Lineage: Eukaryota; Fungi; Ascomycota; Sordariomycetes; Thyridiales; Thyridiaceae. Bases 1 to 1740 code for a protein of 579 amino acids. The record is from RefSeq and is a predicted model, not a curated record.
AUGGGCGUGAUCAGAAAGAAGACUGCCGCACGAGGCGGCGAGGGAGGCGUUAAAUACGUUUGUGACGUGUGUAGCGCAGAUAUCACAUCUACUGUGCGUGGCCAUCCAGGCGUGCUUCCCCAUCUUUCAUACAGUCACACCCUCAGCCCUGUCAUCACGCCCCCCCCAUACAACUCCCUCUCUUGUUUCACCAACCCUUUCCAUGCAAACGCUCUCAUCUGGCACCGCCAUAGCCGACUCAACUCUAACACUCGUCUCCAGGUUCGCAUCAGAUGCGCGCAUAGCGCGUGCAACGAGUACGACCUCUGCGUCCAAUGUUUCUCGAGCGGCCAAUCCAGCAACAACCACCUGCCAGCCACGCAUCCCUACCGCGUCAUCGAGCAGAACUCAUUCCCCAUAUUCGACCGAGAGUGGGGUGCGGACGAGGAGCUUCUGCUGUUGGAAGGUGCCGAGAUCUAUGGACUCGGGUCCUGGGCCGAUAUCGCCGACCACAUCGGCGGCUACCGUAGUAAGGACGAGGUCCGGGACCACUACCUCGAGGUUUACGUCGACUCGCCGGCGUUCCCUCUGCCGAAGCGAUGCAGUCCGCACGAUAUGGAACUGGCGAACGAAAUCUCUAGAGAAGAGUUUCAAUCGAGAAAGAAGCGGCGCAUCGAAGAGCGCAGAGAGACAGCCAAGAAUGCCCCCGCGCUGCAGCCCAAGACCAAGCCUACAGCCUCUGUGCCGUCCUGUCACGAGAUCCAAGGGUACAUGCCCGGCCGUCUCGAGUUUGAGACGGAAUACGCCAACGAGGCCGAGGAGGCCGUGCAGCUCAUGCAGUUCGAUCCCGGCGAUGGCAUCAACCCUCACACCGGCCAGCUCGAGCCCGAGAUGGAGCUCAAGCUCACCGUUAUGGAUAUCUACAACUGUCGGUUGACACAGAGAGUGGAUAGGAAGAAGGUCAUAUUUGAGCACAACCUGCUCGACUACAGGAGCAACACAAAGAUCGAAAAGGGCCGGUCAAAGGAAGAGAGAGAUGUGCUGAACAAGGCAAAGCCCUUUGCGCGCAUGAUGAACCACGACGACUUUGAGCAGUUCUGCCAGGGUCUCGUCGACGAGUUGAACCUGCGCCAGGCCAUCACGCAGCUGCAAGAGUGGCGAGAGAACCGCAUCGGAGAUCUCAAGAGCGGCGAGAAGUACGAGCAAGAAAAGGCGACCAGGAUACAGAAGGCGAUCCCGAUGGGCUCGAUGGACCGCGACAGGCUGGCCUCGGCACAGCGGAGUAAGCAACCGCCCGCGCCAGAGCCCCCCAGCGGCGCCGCCCUGCUUCUGGCUCCCGAACUGCCGACCCAGUCGACCGCGCUCAACGGCACGGCGAACGGGGAGGACAAGGCCGCUCUCACCAACGGCGUCAAUGGCACAGCAGCCGAUGGCAGCGUCGUGGUGGCAAAUGGCACCGGGGCUCCCAAGAAGGAGAAGUUCAUGCCGCAGGCGAUCUCAGGCGUGCAGCCCUUGCCGCUGACGCAAGACAACGCGCCGGAUCUGCAUCUCCUCACGCCGGAGGAGGCCAAGCUGUGCGAGGUGAUCCGGCUGCAGCCCAAGCCGUACCUCAUGAUCAAGGAGCAGAUCCUCAAGGAGGCGCUCAAGGGCAAUGGUACCCUGAAGAAGAAGCAGGCCAAGGAGAUCUGCAGGCUGGAUACCCAAAAGGGCGGGAGGAUCUUUGAGUUCUUCAUCAAUGCGGGGUGGGUGGGCAAGGCGUGA